AUGGCUUACUUCAAAACUGCGGAGCCGGAAUUGAAUAAAGAGAAAAGGGCAAUGGUUUUGGAAGAAUGGCUGAAAGCGGAGAGAAGAUUCGGCGAGCUCGGCGACGUUGAUGCCGUGCUUGUUAAGUUGCCUAUGUUACUCAGAAUGACAAGGCAGCUUGGGACAUCUGCACAUUAUGAAGAAUACAUUGAGUACUUAUUCCCUGAUGAUGAACCGCCCUCCUCGAUUCUUCAGUCUUUGGAAGCUGCGUACCAUCAGAAGAUGCUGGAAAUCAUCACUCUGUUCAACUCUUUGAUGCCAUAUUAUUGCCUUGAAGGAACCCAGAGACGAUAUAGUAGUACACUUGGAGUAGAAGAAGAAGAAGGAACAAGGAAUUCAGCGGAGGCGCUGGAUUACUUCACAACGGUUGAGCUGGAGUCGAAAGAGAAAAGGGCAAUGGUUCUGGAAGAAUGGCUAAAUGCGGAGAGAAGCUUUGACGAAUCCGGCGCCGUUGAUCUGCUCCGUUUUAAGUUGCCUAAGAAACUCAAGAGGAGAAAGCAGAUUGAGAUCCCGGAUGGUACAUUAUGA
Messenger RNA from Oldenlandia corymbosa var. corymbosa, 567 nucleotides. The record is from the annotation of a GenBank genome assembly. Lineage: Eukaryota; Viridiplantae; Streptophyta; Magnoliopsida; Gentianales; Rubiaceae.